Grammomys surdaster is the source of this 1893-nucleotide messenger RNA. It is a transcript of the gene Gtf2h3, whose product is annotated as general transcription factor IIH subunit 3. The transcript is spliced from 13 exons. Gene Ontology annotation, biological process: regulation of DNA-templated transcription; nucleotide-excision repair. The coding region runs from base 300 to 1118 and encodes 272 amino acids. Gene Ontology annotation, cellular component: transcription factor TFIIH holo complex; transcription factor TFIIH core complex. NCBI's taxonomy places the organism in Eukaryota, Metazoa, Chordata, Mammalia, Rodentia, Muridae. The record is from RefSeq and is a predicted model, not a curated record.
UGCCUUAGGGUUGAGAGACCAGUUGGCGAGUGAAGUUAAUUUCCAGAGGUGACCAGGGCUGUGAAGACAGUGCAUGGCAGCUAAGGACUGCCUUUCACUAGGAGUCCAGGGAAAGUGAAGAUACUGGAACUUUGGUGUGAGCGACAUUAUGAAGUUCACUUUACGUACAAACAACCUGGGGAAGGAGGAGGAUAGAGGAAGAAGAUGAGUUGAAUCUGCUGGUUAUCAUAGUUGACACCAACCCGAUUUGGUGGGGAAAGCAAGCGUUAAAGGAAUCUCAGUUUACUUUAUCCAAGUGCAUGGAUGCCGUGAUGGUGCUGGCAAAUUCCCACCUGUUCAUGAACCGCUCCAACCAGCUGGCCGUCAUCGCCAGUCACAUUCAGGAAAGUCGAUUCUUAUACCCGGGGAAGAAAGGCAGACUUGGAGACUUCUUCGGAGACCCUGGCAACGCCCUUCCUGACUGCAAUCCCUCUGGGAGCAAAGAUGGGAAAUAUGAGCUGUUGACAGCCGCAAAUGAGGUGAUCGCUGAGGAGAUCAAGGAUCUGAUGACCAAGAGUGACAUCAAGGGCCAGCAUACAGAGACACUACUGGCAGGAUCCCUCGCCAAAGCUCUUUGCUACAUUAACAGAGCGAACAAGGCAGUUAAAGAUAAUCAGGAGAUGAAAUCAAGGAUUUUGGUGAUCAAGGCUGCGGAGGACAGCGCGCUGCAGUACAUGAGCUUCAUGAAUGUCAUCUUUGCUGCUCAGAAGCAGAAUAUCCUCAUUGAUGCCUGCGUCCUAGACUCGGAUUCAGGGCUCCUCCAGCAGGCUUGUGACAUCACUGGAGGACUGUACCUGAAGGUGCCACAGAUGCCUUCUCUCCUGCAGUACUUACUGUGGGUUUUUCUUCCGGAUCAAGAUCAGCGAUCUCAGCUCAUCCUCCCACCUCCAAUCCAUGUGGACUACAGGGCUGCCUGCUUCUGUCAUCGAAGUCUCAUUGAGAUUGGCUAUGUCUGCUCUGUGUGUCUGUCUAUUUUCUGCAAUUUCAGCCCCAUCUGCACCACGUGCGAGACAGCUUUUAAGAUCUCCCUCCCUCCUGUGCUGAAGGCCAAGAAGAAGAAACAAAAGGUGUCACUGUGAUGAGCGGUACAAGCUCCCCAUCUCUUCCCUCGGGCCGACUCUUUGUAGGGACCACGGAGGAAUUUGAAGCACUAUUCUGGUCCUGUGCUUCCAGGGUGUGAAGCUGAAGGGUCCCCACAUCUCGGAUUUAUCUGGGGGGGGGGGGGACACGAGCGUUUCUGUCAGUUGUUGUAGGGUAGCAGUUGCCUGGCAGUUCUAAGCUGUUGCUGCUUUGUCAGUUGUUGCUUUGAUUCUUGGUGCUGGGUUUUGAACCCCAGCCUUGCAUGAGCUAGGCCACAGCCCACACUGAGCUGUAGUCAGUUCCCUGGGGGUUUUGUUUUCAGAUGAUCUCAGAGCUUAUUAUGGUGGAUGCUGGGUCUUCUGUACUUCAAGAUGGGUCCUGUGUGAAGUUGAAAUUCCGUUCGGGAAGGUGACCAGCAUUGGGCUAUGGUACCAGUCAUAACAGAGCAUCCUAGUUGUUCAGGUGGUACACUGCUAGAAUCUUGAACUUGGGAGGCUGAGACAGGAAAGUUUUGGGUUCAGAUCCUGCAAGGGACAAGCCUUCAAUCUCAUCACUCAGGGAGCAGAGACAAAUGUAUCUCCGAGUUUGAGGCCAGUCUGGUCUACAUAAUGAGUUCAAACCAGCCAGGGUUGCAUCUUGCCACCUUGUUUACAAAGUUAUAAAAACCAAAACCCAGUAAUAUUAACAUUGGAGAACUGUUGAAUACUAGAAAUGUAAAUAAGUUCCAUAGAAACAUUUGUAAUCUCAACAAUAAAAAUCCUAUUUUUAUAUUUA